This is a messenger RNA of Blepharisma stoltei, 243 nucleotides long. NCBI's taxonomy places the organism in Eukaryota, Ciliophora, Heterotrichea, Heterotrichida, Blepharismidae. The record is from the annotation of a GenBank genome assembly.
AUGAUAAAGCUGGAGCGACAUCAUGCGUUGGUAAUUUUUAUUUAGCUUGCUUUAACUCCUGCCAAUCUUGCACAACAACUCCUGACUGUUUUUACUGUGCUAACUCGAUUGCUCAAGAUGGGGAUACUUGCAGAGUUGACUCAGUUGGGUAUCAACUCAGUUUCUCUGCUCCAAAUAUUGAACUUGAUUUCGCUCAUCCGCUUGUUUCAACUUUGAUUAAGGACAAAAUUGAAGUGACUCUAG